Molecule: messenger RNA, 1588 nt
Organism: Sesamum indicum (sesame)
Lineage: Eukaryota; Viridiplantae; Streptophyta; Magnoliopsida; Lamiales; Pedaliaceae
Product: binding partner of ACD11 1
Molecular function (GO): nucleic acid binding
Source: RefSeq, a predicted model, not a curated record
UAUAACUGCUCUAUGUCAAGUGCUUGCCUGUGUUGAAAUUUUUACAUUUGUAUAUAUAGAAAAAUCCUUGUGCCCGGUUCAUCUUUUUAGCUGUUUAAUGAUUUUUUUUAAUCUGCGUAUGUCGCGAUUUCAUUUCCCCGUCUGUAGAAAGUGUGUCUCGGACUGUUACUUCGUAUUUGGUAGAAAUAGAAGUCGUUCUUCAAAUAGUUGUUUGAAGGUGCAUUCUUUCUUCGGACUUUUUUGGUUUCUGCAGUUCAUCAUAGAUGUUGUUUUUAAGAAGAAUGUAUUUCAUAGCUGGUUUAAGAAAUUAUAGAGUAAAAACCAUCGUUUUAGAAUUUAACUUAUAAAAAGAACAAUCUUUUUAAUGAUCCAAUGAGGGAGCAAAUGUAUAGAUUGGUGUGCAUGACGAAGAGAUAUUUGCGGAAAAUGAAAAAAUGUUUUUCAUCUAACUUGUUCGUGCAAUUUGGCAUUUUGAGUUGAGAUUCGAGAAAAAUAUGGUGACCGCUGGCAUGCAUCAGUGAACUUGUCUUGGAAUUACUGAGACCUUACAAUGUCAAGAUUGACUCGCCGAAGCAACUAAGCAGCACGUGUAAAUGGAGUAUGAGGUGGGUACUUAUAUGGUAGAAGUCAUUGGGCUUUCACCAGAAGCAAGUUGGGAAGACGUUUACCAGUUCUUCCUUAACUGUGGAAGUAUUAAACGCUUAGAAAUAACGAGAAUAAGUGCUGACAUUUCUAUAGCCCAUGUCGAAUUUGAGGAAGCUUAUUCCGUGAAAAUUGCUCUUUUUCUCAGUGGGUCUGAGAUUGCUGGUCAGCCAGUAGCGAUAUGUAGCUGCGGAACAUAUAAUGUUGAUCCAUCUCCAUAUCUUGUUGAUUUUGGGGAGGAGGAGAAUGGAAGUAACUCAGUGGCAACACAUUCCAACAGCUUUAUUUCUACUCCUGGAGAAGCUAUGACAGUAGUGCAAGGAGUUAUGCAAACCAUGAUCUUGAAGGGCUACGUAUUAAGUAAAGAUGCACUGUCAAAAGCCAAAGCUUUUGACGAAUCCCAUCAAGUUUCAUCCACUGCAGCCGCCAAGGUUGCAGAACUGAGCAAAAAGAUUGGACUUACUGAUAAAGUCCAUUCAGGAGUAGAGGCCGCAAAAUACGUGGAUGAGAAGUACCAUGUUUCGGAGGUGACGAAGUCAGUGGCAUCAUACACGGGUAGAACAGCUGUGGCUGCUGCAAAUGCUGUGGUUAACAGCAGCUAUUUUGCCAAAGGGGCUCUCUGGGUUUCAGGCGUCCUGGAUAGGGCAGCUAAGGCUGCUGCGGACUUAGGUAACAGAGGUGUCGAGAAAUGACGAUUGUGGAGAAAAAAGUGCCUGUUUGAUUUUUACUUUACUGGAAAGGACUUACCACAAUGUAAUAUUCCUGCAGCAUUUCUUAUGACUGUAUGUACGGUUAUAAAUUGCUGGUCUGGUGACAUGUUGGGGUUAUUUUCAAUUGUUGUCUUCCCCCAAUCAUAAGAUUUCUACAGAUUGUAAUGAAUGGUCCACUUGCAUAUCCUUGUUAACUUGAUUAAAAACAUUUGUACAAAGUGGAGAUAUUUUCAGCA